CAAUUGUCAGCUGUGUGACCCAUAUAUUAAUGUUCAAUCUCAUGUUAUUUAAAGGUUGUUGCUUAUUGUCGCGCAUUAAAUAUUAAUGGGCGUAAAAUUUAUCAGUGAAAUGUGAUGUUGAGUGUACUUGUUUUGUUUACCAUUUUGAGAUUUAAAAUAAUGGAAGAAUUAUUGAAACUUAUCGAGAAGCUGUCAAGACGGGAGAACGACUACAACAAAUUAGUUAAUUUAUUUUACAAAAAAGUAGGCGAAUUUAAGCAAAUUGACAAAAAUGAAAGUGGGUACCUUUCGGAAUACAUCUUACCGAAGAUAAAUGACCUUUGCAACAAAGAAAUCCUGCAGAAAGAUAUACUGUACUUGUCAUUAAUCGGUUGCCAAAAUUUCGAAUUGCUUCAAAGGUUCAUUAAAUACCACGAGAAUUCUAUCGACAUCCAUUUAGAAAAACCCACCACGUUAUACGAUUAUUGUGUAUGCAAAAAGGAUCAUUGGUUUAACAAAUUUAUUAGCAAAAAAACACUAUCAAUAACCGAUCAAAAUAUACUCAGCAAAAUAUGUAUAUUACGCCUGAUACAUUUAACGAAUACAAACGAUUUGAAUUUAAAUCUUUUAAAAAUAUUAUUAUCGGAAAUCGAUCACUACAAUGUGCAAACAUUUUGGACAAACUACAUCAAAUUAAUGAAAUUCUUCGACAAAUUCAUCGAUUACUGCGAGGCGAAUUUAUCCAACACCAACGUUCGCGAUAUUUUCAAUCAUUUCCGCGAGAACUGCAUCCUGCACGCGUUCUCCAAUUAUUUCAAAUUCAAAACCGCCAAUCUGAACGAGAUUCUGGAAUUUAUCAAAGAGGAAGAGGAACUAUUCAAAACACCAAACAACCAGUCAGUCCAAUUCGAAGCGUUCAUGAUCGUGGGAAAUCUCUUUCGUUGCAUCACAAAAACUCCCAAUCUAAACAUCGAUGAUACAGUCAAAACUAUCAAACAGAGAUUAUUAAACAUAGACCAACUGUCAAUGCAACUCCUUCUGCUGGAGGAUAUAUUCACCGCUAUAUUCGCCGAGUCGAGAUAUGUACACGUGAAAAUGGAAGAAAACGCGCUUAUAUGCGAAGAAAAAGAAGUCAGGCUCAUCUUGUACCUAGUCAAAGACGUGCUCGAAGAAAUCAAAUUAAAAUACACCCCUGCCAAAGACUCCGCGGAACAUAUCAGGCUGUCGCGACUGAACAAAGUCGUGGCGGACGCCACCUGGCGCAUGGAGCUCAUACGAAGCGUCAAAGAGAACUCCAAAUGCGAGAAAUUCCUGCUGAAAUACAUGCUCUCCUCGCCGGAAUCUCUGAUACAGAUGUGCUUGAAACGGAACGACUUCGAAAGGGCCUGCCAGGUUAUCCAGAUAUUCGGUUUGGAAGAUCCCUAUCUGGCCAACGAGAUCAAAUUCAACGAGAACUUGGUGAAUUUGAGGGAGAAUUUGAAGAAAACGUGCAGGUACAAAUCGUUGAAGCAGUCCAAUCCGAAUAUGUCCUUUUCGGCGGUGGAAAUGUCCUUGAAUAAGCCGAUCGAGCAAUUCUUCAAGAGCAAUUGCUCGGUGAACGCGGACAUCGAGCGGAGGAUCGAGGCGUUGUCCGGGAAAUUCGAUUUCUUCAAGCAUUUCGUCGGAGCGAACGAAGCGUUCAUGAACAUGUUCGAUUUGGCGGUGACUCUGCCGCAGAACUUCGAAAAUUCGGAGAUUAUGCUGGAAUUGGCGUGCGAGAAUAACGCUUUAGACUGCAACGUGGACUCGAAUUAUGCGAGAUUUAGCAAAAAGCUUAUCGAUAUGUACAGGGAAAUCGGCAAAGAGAAGGAUCUUGGUCUGGGCGAAAUGUUAACGUCGCCCGAUUAUAUUGUUGAUUUGGUUAAGCACAGAAAACAAGAAGAUUUUUACAAUACUCUAUCUGCAUAUUACAAUGAAGUAAUCGAUGAUUUGCAGUUAAUCGAAUCGGGUGUUUUGAAUAGUAAACACCCUAGUCACAAGUCUAUAUUGAAAAUCAAUAAAUUAUUGGUAGAUUACGCUGAUGAGAACGUAAAAUAUCUUCAAAAAUUGUAUAAUUACCUGAAAGCUUUCUCUAGAGUUUUGUACAUUGAAAAGAAUACUUCAGACAUUGUAUCAAACGGCAAAAAUACCUCGUAUUUCGAUUUGCUUAAAAUCAACAGAUCAGAACUCAUGGGUAAGCUUCUAUUCGAACGCAACCUAGAUCCGAGCGAAUUCGAAAAAUACUUCGGCAAAUUAAAACUAGACUAUUUAUACCACGUAAUAGGCAAUUGCUUCCCCACCAUCAACCUCCACAUCCAAGAGCACGUCACCAAAGAGGAAUUAUACCCGGAAAACAACCUAUACAUCCCCACCAAAGCCAUAAUAACUUACAUACAAAAAAGAAACUGGCUAUUAGCCUACAUACUGAACAAAAUGUACAACGUAGAAGGCGUCAAAAUCGACAUCAACGAAAACCGAGUGCGCGCGUUCCACAACUACCUGCUCCUGCCGAAAAACGUCCUCAUGCAGCAACUCUACAACAACAACGCCAUCCUAACGGCCCUCCAAAACGAAAUCAGCGCCCAGAAGAUGUCCGAGUUCAUCAACGAGCGCGUGAUGAGGCACGAAUCGAUGACCGCCUCCCACUGCAGCCACAACUCCAACGACAGCCUCGAGACCGGCGAGGAGCUGCAGGAGGACAUGCUGCGCUCGAUCAACUGGAAGGACGUCUUCGAGCUGGUGCGCAGCGUGCCCGAGGACCAGGCGAAGAAGAACCGCGUCUUCUCCGGCAUGGCGGACACCGUGCUGGUCAGCCUGAUCCAGGACGGGCUGGAGCCCGAGUGCCACCGGUACGCGCUGUUCGUGAACCACCGCGACACCAGGAUCAACGUGAUACUCGAUCAGAUGAGGCAUUGGUGCGGCGAGGCCUGCUUGGACGUCAUACGAUCGGAGGUGUCGCGGUUCGAUGGGAUGCAAGAUGGAAAACUGGUCGAGCUCAAGAUGUGGCUGUUGCAUAUUACUUUAUGCGAAAAACUUAAAGCUAUACUGGAUGUUUCAACGUGGUAUACUGCUUAUAAAAUGGCCGAGAACACUAAAGAUCUAGUAAUAGAUAAACUACUACAAACUGACGAUAUACAUCUUCUGUUGGAUUUCAUCGAUCUUCACACGCCCAGCGAGGCUUUAUUGGAGAAAAUUAACGAAAAUUACGUAGUUAAAGUAUUCCAAAAUACAACGAACUUCACCAGCAUUAAGCAAUUAUUCGACGCGUUGCCAUUCAAUCACAGCAUCAAGCUCUGCUACAAUCUGAUUAAGCUGUUGAAGCAACUGCACCACUUGCGAUUCGUCGUCGAUUAUCUCAUGAAUAACGUGAACAACGACGCCUUGAAAAACGUGGAAAUCAGCAUCAAAAUGCUGUCGGCGUUCGCGCAAACCGAGCAAGAGCAGCUGUUGUGCUUGCUGUACGAGCCGUUGAACAUCAUCGAGAUUUUGAUAAUGAACACGAAAAUCGAGAAGCUCGCUGCCGUGCUGGGCGUACUGAAAUCCGAAGUGUCCCAUACGGAAUUCAACGAAGAGAUCAUCUCGGUGGAAAAAAUCGACGAGAUAUUGCGGCGGUACGCGGAGAAGAGCCUCGAUUUUCGCGUCAUCACCCAGCCGAAUCCGAGGCUGCUGCGCACGCCCGAGCACAAGCUGAUGCAAUCGUUGGAUUCGUUGAGCAUCGGAUUGGGCGGCAGGAACUUCCUCAUGCCCGACGAGGUGCCUUUGAAGGGCGAUUGGGUGUCCAACAACGAGGUGAUCGAGUGCAUGUGCUGCCAAAAGACCGUGUUUUCGAUGUUCAAUCGACGCCACCAUUGUCGCAGAUGCGGCAGGGUGGUGUGUUACAACUGCUCGUUACAACGGAUGCUGGUGCCGAGUUAUGGAGAUAUAUUAGUGCGCGUGUGCUCGGAUUGCUACGGUCAAACUAUGGGGGAGAACGAAUCGUCCGAUUGCAACGAUUCCAUUUCCACUAAGUCAAUCGAUUACGAUUACUGGCUACUCACCGACGAUCCGGAACACAAUGAAAUCGUAAGGGAGGAAUUCUCGUACGAGCACGCGCCCAGCGUGUCACUUUGCCUGUCGCUGAUGAAGUUCCACUCGAAAACCAUCGCGUAUCCAAAGUUCCUUUUAGACCAAUGCAAUGUAAUGCUCAAGUUAUUGCAACCCAGUCAAGAACCUAUUCAAGAAAUCGAUUAUCUACUUGUAAUCAAAAUGCUUAGAUCAUUGACUAUGGCUGCUAAAAUGUCUUCGAUCGAAUGCGCCCUUCAUUAUGGCACUUCUUUGGCCGAUCGGAUUCUCUCGCAAGUCGAUUUGUUAAAUUUAUUGGCCGAAAGAGGUUGCCUCAGUUUGCUUCCCAUCGCCGGUACUUACUCGUCGCAGGGACCUUACAUAGAUGCCUCCGUAUUGCGCCGGUUAAGCGACAGGCUUCUGGAAAGGGAGCAGUGGAAUUUGGCUUUGGAGGUGUCCACGAAAGCCGGCUUAGACAAUACAGGCGUGUUUGCAGUUUGGGGCAAGAGCUGCCUGAGGGCGGGAAAUUUGCAAAUGGCGAGAGAAAAAUUCCAGAGGUGCUUCGAGAAAACGAGCCACUUCGAUAACCUGUCCGAUUACAGCGUAUCAUUCGACAGCAUCGAACUAACGAAAUCUAGAAAAUUGUCCAGAUCGUCGACUUUCAGCUCGAUCUCCGAAACGAAACCCACGAAGAAUCCGCCUCUUCUCAACGAAAUAAUCCACAUCUUGGAGUCGAAUACCAGGGCGAUAGAUCCCGAAUUAAUCGUAACGGAGGAAUCCGAUAAACCGAGCGGCCAGCCCGAUUCGGCCAUAUGCAUCCUCAACAAGCUGAGAAACUUGAAAAGCAUCUCGUCUAAGAAUUACUACCAGCCGAUUCGCUGCGAUUCGAAAUCGUACUCGAGCAGGCCGCCCAUUCACGAGGUUUUCUACAGCGAAUGCGUUUAUUAUUUGAACAGAUACGGCAGCCACUUGGGCUUGCUGGAAUUUUACGUGAAACACGGCGAUAUUAAUUUGGCUCUGAAUUACAUCGUGGACAAUAAAUUAGGCACCGAUGUGUUCAUUGAAAUUUACAUGAAAUGCCUUAAAGACGGUAUCAUCGGAAUUUUACAAGAGAAUAUCGCGCUGAUCGAUUCGACGCUUGAUGUGUGGAAGGAUUAUUUACGCCACAUAUGCAGGCAUUUGGAGAAGCACAACAUGUUGCAUUCUUUAUAUCAGUUGCAGCAAUUUAUGGGAGACUCGAUUAGGGCGGCAAUGACUUGCAUUAGGUUUUACCAAGACAACGCGUUGAAUUUUCAAGAUCUGAGGAAUAACGUGCAAUAUUUACAUAAGGCCGAGGAGCAUUUGAACCACGGCGUGGAGCAAGAACAAUGGGUGGACGUGGCUACUGUUCGAAGGUUGAGUACCGAGUCUAAAACUAGUUUCGAACAAAAGGCUAUAAUAAAUCCAUCGAUUGUGAUGACAAUAAACACGAAAGAUAUCAAAAAACAUAUAAACACGAUAUGGAGGCAAAACGAAUUGGCGGAAUUUUUAGCCCAGUGCGAGGAAAACGGGAUGAAACCCAUGCAAGUUUUCAUCGAAAUGAAACAACCAAACGGAGAUUCCUCCAAGAAACCCGCCGACAACAAACCCGCCAUACCGACCCUAUUCGGAUCGACGUUGGAGAAAAUCCGCUUGGCCGUUUUGGCGAUCGUUUGCGGCCCGGACGUCGACGACGGGUUCCCGAUAGCCGUGAGGAUCGUCGAGGAUUUCGCCAUCAAGCCGAUCAAGGUGUUCUGCGAGGCCGGCAAGCAGCUGGCCAGAGAGGAACGGUACAGCGGCAUCGCGCAGCUGGUGAAUUGCAUCAAGCAAACCGGCACCAAGGACGCCUCGGUGGCGGACAUGUGCGACGAGAUGCUCACGCUAGCCGUCGCCACUUUUACCAAAGCGAACGUGUCGGGCACCAAAGUCGAGGAUUUGAUCAAGCUGAUAUCCGACAAAGCUACCAAGAUAUCUGCUUACAUAGAGGCGAAGCAAUUGAAAACUGCCUAUUUUCUCGCCGUGAAAUACAAGCGAAUGUCCGAUAUAAGAAGAAUCCUCCGAGAAUCGGAAUUGUUGAAUCAACCCAGUAUAAAAGCGCUUUGUCAGAAGGUUCUGCAAUCGCAUUCUCAUACACCUACGCACGCACCCAAAGAUUAGUGUGUUUAUCGCAAUAUGAUUUUAGUAAGGAGAAAAACGCGUCGACUGUUAUAGAGCGAAAGCAUCGUUGUCUACGUUGCCGGUAGCGAAACCCUGGUAAGCCAUGUCGAAGAAGACAUACAAAUUCCUUUUUUUAAUUACUUCUGAUAGUUCUUUCCAUUGCUCUUUAGUCGGGUCGACUCCAGUCGGGUUGUGAGCGCAAGCGUGUAAAAGAAUGAUAGACUUUUCUGGGAUUUUCUGUAAAUAAGUAAUUUGUCGAGUUAUUCAGUGAUUAUGUAAUAACAUUUUACUCACGGAAAUAUCAUCCAAAGCACCUUGAAAGUCUAAUCCACAAGUUUCGGGAUUGUAAUACUUGUACAUUUUAACGUCUAAACCGGAGUGUUUGAAAAUAGGGAUGUGAUUGCCCCAUGUUGGAGUUGGCAAGUAGACGGUUUUGUUGCCAGGGAAGAAUCCGUUCAAAAAGGCUCCUCCAAUUCUCAACGAACCUGUUCCAGAAAUACCUUGUACAGUGGCGUUGAGACCUUCUUUUAUUACCGACGAGUUUUCUCCAAGGGCUAGUUCGAUGCUCCUCUUGCAGAAUUCGGCAACACCGGAAAUAGGAGCGUAUUCUUUGUCUAAACCUUUGCUUUUUACUUGCUCUUCGGCGGCUUUAACAGAUGGAAGAACGUAGGGUUUGCCGUUGUCGUCUCGGUAGGCACCUACACCUAAGUUAAUCUUGUUUGGAUUCUGGUCCCUCUUGAACGCCUCUGUUACUCCUAAUAUGGCGUCAGGGGGUCCCAU
Phyllotreta striolata is the source of this 6993-nucleotide messenger RNA. The record is from the annotation of a GenBank genome assembly. NCBI's taxonomy places the organism in Eukaryota, Metazoa, Arthropoda, Insecta, Coleoptera, Chrysomelidae.